Ceratitis capitata (Mediterranean fruit fly) is the source of this 1307-nucleotide messenger RNA. RefSeq names its product protein spitz. The record is from RefSeq and is a predicted model, not a curated record. NCBI's taxonomy places the organism in Eukaryota, Metazoa, Arthropoda, Insecta, Diptera, Tephritidae. Gene Ontology annotation, molecular function: receptor ligand activity; epidermal growth factor receptor binding. The coding region runs from base 384 to 1025 and encodes 213 amino acids. The transcript has 2 exons. Gene Ontology annotation, biological process: epidermal growth factor receptor signaling pathway.
AAUAAGUAAAAGAAAAAAAAACAAAAAAUAAAUAAAAGAAAGAAAAUAUAAGUGAAACUACAGAAGUUGCUUAUUACAUACAGUGAUUUCUAAAAGUGUUACGACAGUGAAGUAACCAGACAUCUGUUGGUUUCGAAUUGUUAAUUUUCUAUGGAAAAAAUCGCUUGGAGUUUGUAAUGUAAAAGUAAUUGUGAUAAGUGAAGAAACAGCCGACGCCGACUAGGAAAAUCUACAAAACCAAAAAAGCUAAAAACCAACGCUGAAAUGUGCUCAACGCUUGCAACAAACUGAGAGCGAACAAACAAAAAAAAUCACUCACACAAAGACACACAUACACGUACACACUACACGUAGUUACAACUGGCGCAUUUAAUGUUGAAAAAAUGCCCGGACGGCAACGACAACGAGCCACAGCAGCCAUGCAUCCAACGGAUGUGGAACGCUUAGUGGUCAUUUUUCUAGCGCUCAUCGUGCUGGCACCCUACGCCUCCGCCUGCUCCAGUCGUGCCAUACAAAAACCGCCGCCACCACCACCAGCUUUACCCACCGCAUCACCUUCAGAAGCGGCCGCUGUGACCACCGAGCGCCCCAACAUAACAUUCCCCAUCUACAGCUGUCCACCCACCUAUGCCGCUUGGUAUUGCCUGAAUGAAGCCACCUGCUUCACGGUGGAGAUACAUAAUGAAAUAUUGUACAAUUGUGAGUGUGCCACUGGGUUUAUGGGUCCCCGCUGUGAGUACAAAGAAAUUGAUGGCUCAUAUUUGCCAACACGACAACGUGCUAUGCUCGAAACGGCCAGCAUUGCCAGUGGUGCAACACUAGCACUACUCGCUGUGCUCAUCUUCUGUCUGAUGUGGUAUGUGCGCUGUGACAAGGAGCGUCAAAAGCUGAAUGAUAGCGCUGAAGCGGCACACGACAACGAAGGUCUCGAUCAGGUGGACGGCAUGACGCGUUUGCCGGUGCGACGCCCAUUUGGUGAACAUCAUUAUAAAACACUGCCGCUGGCAGCGGCUUUUAAGCGUUAGUUUGGGCGCACAUGCGCACCAAUAUACAAGCGGAUCGGAUGUACUCGCAUUAGAUAGAAGAGCGUUCAUUGAGGAUUUGUGUGCGAGUGUUAAGUCCGUAUUGGCGCAGCUAUUUGAAAAUUGGCAGCUAAAAUGAUUUACAUAUGUUGGCGCUAAACGCUAACGGCUACUAGGAUUAUUAAGCGAACGUACAUACAUAAAGAAAGAAAUAAUAUUAAGCUUUGAGUAAUGAAGAUGUGAAGCACAGAAAAGACAAAGAAAUUCUACACAAAAAAAAAAAAA